This is a messenger RNA of Paramecium pentaurelia, 5163 nucleotides long. Lineage: Eukaryota; Ciliophora; Oligohymenophorea; Peniculida; Parameciidae. The record is from the annotation of a GenBank genome assembly.
AUGGUUGAAUCAUGUAUAUGGAAAGAUUUAAAAUGUUAAUAAUUUAUACUAUAGCCUAGUUAAAACUGUAUUGGUUUAAAUAAAUUUGGAUGCUUGAAUGCAUAUCAACCUUGUGUGUGGUCUGGUAAAUAUAAUAAAUGUGAAUCACCUAAAUUCUCUGAAAAUCCAUAAAGUUGUAUUUUAUUCUUAUCAAAUUAAUCUGAAAUAUCACAUAUGAAUGCUUAAACUUGUACAUAAAUUAAUAUUAAUUAAAGUUGCAUUUUAGGUAAAAACUAUAAAUGUAGAUAAAUCACAGAAUCAUAACUUUAUGAUUGUCAAACUUAAGGAUUAAAUUAUAAUGCUUGUCUAUUAAAAACUAAGAAUAAUUGUGCUUUUUUAAAUAAUAAAUGUAUAACAAUCUAAAAUGUCAAUGAAGGUUGUAAAGAUUAUUUAAACAAAAAUAGUUGUUUGAUUUAGGAUGCUGUUUGCUAAUUUAAUGAUAGGGAUUGUAUAAAUUAGAAUGUAAACUGUAAAUUUACUGAUAGAUUAUGUUCUGACCUAAAAGUUAGUUCUAUUAAUUAAAUUAGUGCACAUAGCCCUUAUUCUAUAAAAACUUGUUCAGUUUUUGACAGAGAAGGAAUUGGUCUUAUUUAUGGUCCAAACUAAAAUAAAUGUAUAUAAGUAGCAAAAUUAAAUAAAAAACUAAAAGAUUGUAAUUUAAUAGGAAUUAACAAAUAUGCAUGCUUAUAUGAAGUAGAAAAUUAUUGCUAAUAUGAUGGUUAAUGUAAAUACAUAUAACCAUCAUUUAUAAAGGAAUGUUUAAACACAUUAAAUGUACAUGCAUGUACCUAGAUUGAAAAUUUAAGAUGUAAGUUUUUGCAUUAAUGUAUGCCUGCUCUUAAAGAUGAUAAUUGCGAAUCUAUUGCAACUAAUGAAUUUAAAGUAAAUAAAAAAAUAUGUUAAAUGGAUCAAAAGAAUUCAUGUGGUUAUGACAGUAUAAAAAAAACUUGUAAACUUAUUGGUGAGAUUAAAUAAAAUAGCUGCAAAAACUUAAAUUUAAUGCCUUGUAUAUUUAACACCUAAGAUUCGCUUUGUGAAUUUGAUGAGGUUAAAAAAUAAUGUUAAAACUCAUUUGGAAAUUCAAUGUGCACUGAUAAAGUAAAUAAAAACAAAUGUUUAGCCAUAAUAACAAAAGGAUAAUAUUGUGAAUUUAUAGAUAAUAAAGGUUGUUAAGCUAUUGCUAACCAUACAGAAAUCAAAAAGUGUAUAAAAUCUUUUUAAACAAAUCCAAAUACUUGCUCCUAAAGCAUUGAUAUUCCUUGUUUUUAUGAUAAAGAAACAAAAAUGUGCAUUGAAUAUAGCAAUUAUAAAUUUUUAGAUAGCAUGAAUAAUUAAGGUAAUAAUGAUAUGUCAUUUUUAAAUUAUGGGAUAUAAAAUGUCAUUUCUUUAAACUAAAAAGCUUGUGAAAUAUUUGAUUAUGUGAUAUAUCUAUAAAACUCUUAAAAGAUUACCAAAAAAAUCUUACUUUAAUGGAGUGAGGGUAGGUGUAUGGAAAUUAAAGGAAUUGAUUCACUUUGGAAACUGAAUUGUGACUAGAAUUUAAACAAACAUUUAUGUAAUAAUAUAAGAACAAAAAAUAAAUACUGCCAAUAUUAAAAUCAAUAAUGCAAAUAAGCUAAUCUAAAAGAUUAUUAAGAUCGAGUUUGCAACUCUAUAGAAGAUGUAAACUCUGGUGUCUUUUGUGCUUAAACUACUAAAGAUAAUGUGCCUUGCUAUUAUGAUUCUGCAAAUUUCAAAUGCUAAGAAGUUCCAAAAAAUUCAAAUAAUAAUUAUGAUGAUAUAAAAAUUGAAUGUGUUGAGAAAGAUCCUGAAUAAAAAGGAUAUAAUAAAUUUGCAUGUGAAUUAGAUAAAGAGAAUUGUAUCUUCAAAGAAUAAUGUAUUAAGAUUACAAAAUCAGAUCAAAAGUAGUUUUGUAGUGAUGCAAAAAAUACAAAUGAUUGUCCUAAAGUGAUUUUAGAAGGAUGCAUGAUAUAAAAUAAUGAAUGUGUUAAAAUUUAAAAUACAGAUUAUAAUCAUAUCAAAUGUGAAUAAGUUCAAAAUCUUAAAGGUUGUACUAAUAUUUAAACAGAAGGUUAAUAUUGUUAAUUUAUUGGGGGAGAAUGUAAAUAAUAAGAUUUAAUAACAAAGAGAAAUAUUAUUUGUGAAGAUAUUAAAGAUGUCAAUAAUGAAGAAUUUUGCUAACAACCAAAAGAUAAGGGAUGCAUAUUUGAUUAUGCUGAAAACAAUUGUAAAGUAGUAUCUAAUAUAUAAAAUCUUACAUGUUCCAGAGGAAUUAAUAGAAUAGCUUGUCUAUAAUUCACAAAUAAAGAUUAAAAAUGUUCAUAUCUUGAUUAUUGUUUUGGCCCUAACUAAAUGAAUGAAAAUUGUAGUGAAAAUUGUAUGAUAGCAAAUUCAAUAGAAACAUGUUUAAAUUAAAGGUAUUGCAAAUGUUAAUGGCAGGAUUAUUUGUGUUAAAUUUAUACAAAAAAUUCAACAUAAUGUGAGGAAAUAAAAUAUUCAAGUUUAGCUGUUUGUAAUUCUAUCGAAAAUUGUUUUCUUGAUACAAAAGAAUUUAUAUGUAAAUCUAUUGAACCUACAUCUUGUGAUUAAUUAUAAUCACCAAGUUAAUGUAGCAGUAUACUGUCUUUACCUUGUAUUUGGUACGAAGAGGAACAAUAAUGCAUGUAUCUUGAAACUUAAGAUGAUAAAGAUGGUUAUAUUUCAAUGAUAAGUUCAGCUUAAAUUAAUUGUGAAGAUAUAACGUAUUAUAAUGGAAGUUAAAGAGCUUGUAUGAAUAUUGAAAGAUAAGGGUAAAUGUGUAUAUAUAAAGAUAAUCAAUGUACAGCUUUUGUAUAAGAUGAAACUAAGAAUAAUUGUUUAGAUAAUAUUAAUAUUAAUUCAUGUUUAUAACAAAAAAUAAGUGAUUGUUAUUGGAAUAUCUAAUUAUUUAAGGUCAAAAAGACUAUUUAAAAUGAUGAAUCUGAAGAAGAAUAUGGAAACUGUAUUGAAAUAAAUUAAAUUAAAGAUUAAAAAAUAGAGAAUUGCGAUACUGGAUUUAGUUAUACAUCUUGUUUAAAUAUUGCAAAGGAAGGAGUAUUUUGUAAAUGGAAUAAUUAAUAGUGUUAAAUUAUUGAUGAUAAAGAAUAAAUUAUAUUUCAUCCAUCAUAAUUAAUAGAUGUCAAUUCAAAUGCUUGUGGUUUGAUAAAUAAUGGAAACAUUGUAAAAUAUGAUAAAAAUAUGAGAUUCUGCAUUAAAGUUGAUGAUGUUUAGACUUUAUCAUGUCAUACAGAAGGAUUAAAUAAAGAAGCUUGUCUUAAUAUUAAAUUUUAAAAUUGUUUUUGGGAUCCUACAAGAAGAAAAUGUAGAUAUUAAUAACUUUUAACAAAUUAUAAAUCUUGUAAAUUAUAAAAUUUGUCUUCUUAUUUAUGCUCAUAACUAAAAUUAGAUUUACCAUGUGGAUUUAUGAAAGAUGGCUGUGAUUUUGUUGAUUUAGACUAAGUAAAAUGUACUUAUGAAGGAUUGAAUAAAUAUGCUUGUCUAAAUAUUAAAAAACAUCCUUGUAUUUGGUUAAAGAAUUCAAAUAAUGAAAAUUAUCAUUGUGAAGAUUAUUUAUAAUAUCUACCUUGUGAUUAAAUACCAUCAAAUGUUAAUUCAAAAGUUUGCUCUAUUGUUAAAGAAGGUGCUUGUUAUUAUGAUUAAUAAAAUUUGAAAUGUGAAAUUCCCAAUGAGGAUUAAAAAAGUUGCUCAUUGACUGGAUUAAAUAUUAUUGGGUGUGUUAAAAUUGAAAAUUGCUUUUUUGAUUAAAAUUGCUAGUUAUUAAAUAAAUAAUAAUAUAUAUGUGAAGAAUUUCCAAUUGCUAAUAAAUUAAUUUGUAAAAAUGCUGUAGAUUCUUGUAAAUAUAAUGAAUUUUAAUAUGGAUGUUCACGUGCUUUCGACGAAUUUUGUUAUAAUGAUUCACUAAGUGAAUAAGGAUGUUUAAGUUAACCAAAAUGUGUACUUUAAGAAUAAAGAUGUCAAUGUCGAAAGUUUGUUGAAAUUUAUGAUUGUACUUAAAUUCAAGAAAUGGAUAAAUGUAAAUUAAAGAGUCAUUGCAAGGUUUAAUAGUAAGAAAAUUAAUAAAGUUUACAAUGCAUACUAAAAUAGUGUUAAGAUUAUUCUUCUGAUGAAUGCGAAGGAAAAUCUAUUCUAAAAUCAAUUUGUUAUUGGAGUAGUUCUAAUAAAUGCAUGUCAGCUUAAAAAUGUGAUGAUAUUGUUGAACCUAUGUUUGAAUGUUCUCAAUACGAAUUUAAUGAUAGACCUUGUUAAAAGAAAAAGAAUUCUGAAAAUUGUGAAUAAUUUAACUGUGAAAAUUUUAGUAAAGAACUAUGUUUAGCAUAUAAACAAUAUUGUAAUUUUGAUUAGACUUGUUAAAAAAAAUAAUGCAAUUAAUAUUUAAUAAUGGAAUCUUGUAUUAUAAAUAACUGUCAUUGGGAUUCAAAAGAAAAAACUUGCUCUGAAUAAAUUCAUUGCUCUAAAAUUUAUGAUGAAAUUGAAUGUAAUAAAUAUAAAUACAAUUCCACACCUUGCUAAUGGAUGGUUAAUGAAGAUAAUAAGUAUUGUACAUAAUAUAGAUGCAGUGAUUUAAGCAAAUUGUAAUAAUGUUCUGGAUCACGUAUUGGAUCAGAAUUUUGUGUUGAAAUAAGUGAUUCUAUUUGUAUAUCUUGUGAAGAGAUUUUUGAUUCUUGUGAUUGUCUAUAAUAGUCAAAAUAUUGUAGUUAUGAUAUAAAAAAAGAUAAAUGCACUUCUAAGAAUUGUGAAUCUUAUUUAACUAAAGAAGAAUGCCCUAUAAGUUAUUGCACAUUUAUUGAAUAGGUAGAAUAAAGUAAUAUUCUUAAAUGCUUAAUAUAAUGUUAAUUUAGAAAUAAUUAUGAUUCAUGUAAUGAUAUGAAUUAUUAAUGUGAAUGGAGAGAGGAAAAUCAAAAAUGUUAAACAAAGUGUGAAUAUAUAUUUGAUGAAGAAAUGUGUAGUUAAGUAGAUUAAUGCUCUUGGAAUUACUAAGAAGAUAAAUGCUAAAUAAAAUAAGAAGGACCUGAUGUAGUUGAUCCCUAAGAUAAAAAAGAAAUCAUCAUCACAGGCCUAAUAACUUUAUGCAUAUCAUUAAUAUGA